Penaeus chinensis is the source of this 701-nucleotide messenger RNA. Its product is annotated as peroxidasin homolog. The transcript has 2 exons. The record is from RefSeq and is a predicted model, not a curated record. The coding region runs from base 382 to 645 and encodes 87 amino acids. Lineage: Eukaryota; Metazoa; Arthropoda; Malacostraca; Decapoda; Penaeidae.
GGGCACGAGAGGAGGUCGUAUCGCUGCCUCGCCCGACAUCCUCCAGUGACUUGGGCCGGCGUGCAUGCCUCCUCGUCCUUCCCCCUUCCUUCUUUGAUGGCUCGUGUCAUCCUUAGGGAUUCCUUACGUGCCUUCGGCGGAUCGCUUUGAGGACGCGGGAUUGUGCCUGGGUCAUGAUGCGAAAUUAAAAAAAAGAUGAUGGUGUUUUCGAAAGGGCCAUGAAAGAGGAAAAGCUCGUGUGAUUGCAGUCAUUUCGACGCUGUUAUUUCACUGUGUCCGAAAGUUUGAGUGAAUAGAUAGAUAGAGAAAUAAAUACGUGAAACACCGUCAUCGGCAGCGAAAAGGCUCUGGCCAACGACGUCGUCCGGAGAGCGAGAGGCGAUGGCGGCGACUCCUGAGGGCAAGCUGGGUCGCGCGGUGCUGGUGGCAGCGGCCGUGCUGUUGGCACUGGCAGCAGGGGCAUCCGGUGUCAGGUGCCCCGCCAAGUGCCUCUGCUUCCGCACCACCGUCAGAUGCAUGUUCUUGCAGCUCGAGAAGAUACCCAAAGUCCCCCCCGAGACGACAAUCUUGGAUCUUCGCUUCAAUAGAAUCAAAAGCAUUCCGCCAAACACCUUUAGAGACCUCAGUCAUCUCCACACGCUGUAAGUACCUCUUUCACUUCGCUAUGGAUGACUUAGAUGUUGUUAUGUGCAUUGUAUGUU